AUGGCUGGCCCCCUGUGGCGGGCCACAGCCUUUGUCCAAAGACACAGGACAGCCCUCUUGGUGGGCUCCUGCACAAGCCUGUUUGGAGCUCAAAUCUCCUACCAUCUCUUUGCGGAUCCUGUUGUCCAGUGGCUUUACCAGUACUGGCCUCAGGGCCAGCCAGCCCCACUUACCCCAGAGCUGCGGAGUCUUUUUCAAGAGGUGCUAAAAGACUUGGGCAUCCCCUCAAGCCACUGCUACAAGCCUUUCACCACCUUCACCUUCCAGCCUGUGAGUGCUGGCUUCCCAAGACUCCCUGCUGGGGCCAUGGUGGGCAUCCCCGCCAACUUCCUGGGUGGCCCAGUGACCAACACUAACCAUCCAGUGGUCAUACAUGGGCAAAGUAUCAACUGGCAGAGCCCAGCAGGCACUCGGCUAAAAGAGGCCCUGAUGCUAACCCGUGAUGCCCAGAAAUUUGCCUUGGCCAGAGAGGUGGUUUACCUAGAAAGUGGCACUGCUGCCCUACAAGCUCUACCAGCCCCAGCUUGCCUGGCAGGAACCUGGGCACUGACUGUGGGUGCCAAACAUGCACUAGGGCUCUAUGGAGGCCCCAUGAACUUACGAGCUGCCUUUAACUUGUUGGCAGCAGUGACAGGCUUCGUGGCAUAUGCCUUCUCCUCAGACUCUCUCACUCAUGCCUUGGAAGGCUGGUUGGACCGCCGCACGGCCUCACUGUCUGCAGCCUAUGGCCGGGGUGGAGUGGAGUUCUAUGAGAAACUUUUAUCAAGCAAUGUGGCCCUUCGCAGCCUCUUGGGCAGCCAUGGAGAGAAGCUGUACACACCCAGUGGGAAUGUUGUCCCCAGACACUGGUUCCGCAUCCAACAUUUACCUUACACAGCUCGCCGUGACUCUGUACUGCAAGUGUGGAGAAUGACUGUCAACUCAGGUCGCUUCUGAGGGGCUCAUCAGCAUGACAGUCCCAGCUCAUACAGGUGCCGUCCUGCCACUGACAGUCCCACAUCCACAACCCAAAGUCAGAGUGAUCACAGGGUUUGGAGUUCAGUAGCCUCACCUACCAGUUGUGACCUCAGGGACCUUGGCAAAUUGCUUUAUGAAUCUGGGCCUUGCUUUCCUCACUUGUGAAAUGGAAGGAUGCAAACUACCUCACAGGAUUAUACGGUUGUGUGAAGUCCUGAACAUGAGGGCCAAAUAAACAAGAAGUUCUCCAUCUGGGUCUUUGAAUUCCAACAGACUGUGGGAGGCUAGCCAGGCAUCACCACCGGAGGUGCAUGUGGUGUAUCAGCCCUUCCUUCAACAGAGAACACUGCACCCCCGUGUGCCUAAUGGUCAAGUUCCAAUUUUUCUUCUUUGUAGUACAGAUUAAAAAGACCAAGAUGUGAAGUUAAUGAGGCCUGGGCUGCCUAAGAUGUGGUCUUAGGGAUCAUGGACCACUAUGAAUGCAGAUUGCACACCCAGAGAGGAGGAAAAAGAAGGCCAUAGUGCAUGAGGAGAGCUUAUGCGCCGGGAGAGGGAAAGCAUUCCUAAAACCUGGCAAGAGCUAGACCUGAAGGCAGCAGAAAGAACAAGCCUAUGCGGCAUAGGCUCUGUUGAGAUGCCCUACAGGAUUGUCUUCUGGGUAUGGAGCAGUCAGAAUGUGGAGAGGGGAGGAGUCAGGUGGUGGAAAUUGCUCAGAGAAAACACCGGGGAGAGCAGAGGAGGUAGUGGCAGUAGACCUGGCCUGAUGUCACUCAGAACCAGAGAGCUGUUUAUCCUUCUUGCUUUCUUGAGCCCCCUGGUGGUAACAGAACAAACCCCCAGAGCUUUCUUCCCUGCUAGAAAUCCCCGCAGCUUAAAGUGAGGACAGCUGUGACAGCCAAGCCUAACUUGUCACUCAUGCAAAUUAUGUUUUCCCUAGAAGAGUAGUGAAGAGUUGAGACCUGAUGCUAGUGUAAUGCGAGUACAGGGAUUAGGUCACACUCAGGGAUGGGCACUCAUGAUGCAGAUGGUUCCUGACAGGAGUCCUUGAGAGGAGAAUGGGCCAGCUGGGGCUGAAGAAUGGGCUGGGCAUGGCACAUCUGCUAGAUCCUUCCCACUCUGGGAGCCUAGUACACUGUUCCAGCUUGAAGAUCCAUUUACUAAACCUGGGCAGGCUCCGUACUUGAAGAUGGGACACAGGUCUCUAGUAUCUAGGAUGCCAGAGGGUAUGAGAUUGAUGUGCACAGUAGUGACUGGGUGAAUGAGUUCUCUACCCUGGCAAAUGUUACCUCACUGGGCUCCCUGGGAUGUCACAUGGCUGCUUCCAUAUAUCACAGAUAAGGCUACAUGGGUCACCUAACUCUUAGCUGGAGAAAUGCGCUCUGGAGUCUGGAUAUCAUGAGCUCCACCUCAUUGCUUUCCACUCCCACCCCAUCUACUCUUAGUUAUGAUGGGACCCAAGAUGGCAGCAUCAGGCACUCACUGAGCUGCUAAAAUGCUAAGCACUCUGGUGCUCUGCCUUCCAAAGGUUCUUGUGCUGAAAACUUGGUUGCCAAUGUAGUAGGGCUAAGAGGUAGUAGAACCUGUAAGAGAUGGGGUCAAAUGGAAGGUAAUUAGGUUAUUGCCUUCAGAAAAGCUCUCAAAAUGAGCUUUUCUUUAAAAGGAACAAGACUGGUCCCUCCACACUGGCUUCUUGUCCUAUCAUGUGGUCUCUUCUGUAUGCACUUGUGAUUGUGAUGUCAUCAACCAUGAGGUCUUUGCCAGAGAUGAACAGAAGCUAAUUUCAUGUGUUCAGAUCUCCAGAAUGAGUUAAAUAAAUGUAUUUCUUUGCAGUUACCCAACCUCAGGUAUUUUGUGAUAACAAUGGAAAAUAGACCAAUACAAAAGGUAGCCCCAGUAUGGGCCAGAGCAAGUCUCUGAAAUAGCUGUUUACUUUUCUGAUCCACGUCACAGUCUGUCUCCAUUCAUGGGCUCUUCCUAGUCCUCAAACAGCUUACCCUCUAUCCCUAAAACCUUAACCCCCACAGUCUUCACCUUCUGUUUUGGUGUGCAUGUGGUGCCUUGUUGCCCCACAAUCACACACACAUGCACAUCUAGCUGCAGCCAGCAUACAGGAACAGAGACUCGGAGUCAUGGUGCAAUCAUUAGCUCUGCCCACUCCCAGCCCUAGCUGACCCCACUGGCUUUGGCCCCACUAGCUUCUUCAAUACAUGGCCAUCCAGUGUUCUUAGAGCUAGGUACUCACACCAAAGGUACUGCAGUGUGUGGAGCUUGGGGAAAGCACAUGGUGGACUGAGAACUUUUCCUGUGUUGUGCUUUUAAGUGGUGUGAGUACCAUGAUGCUCAGGUUUGGGAAUUGCUGCCUAAACAUUAACAACUUUUUGGAAAUGGAGCCUCCCCUGGAACAUACAGCUGCUUAACACGGCUUUACUCACAACCUGUCAAAGCCCCAGUCAGGGCAAUUCUGUGUGUUGACAACUUUGGGAAAUUACUUGGCAUCAACAGAGAUCAAAGAACCAGGUGGUCUUAGAGGAGACUGCAGACUGGAGAAAAGGGAACUAAGGUGGGAGUGUCUUGGUUUCUUUUUCCUUGCUAAGGCAAAAUACCCAACACCCAAAGUUAAAAGGAAAGAUUUAGCUCAUGAUUUGUAGAGGGGUCAAUCCAUAAUCAGCUGGCUCUAAGGCAGGACAGCUUCACAGAGAAGAGUUCAUAGCCACCAGAAUACCUUCCGAAAGCAACAAGAAGCCAUUCGUGGACUGUGAAGGAAGAGAAUGAGAAUGCACCAAGAAGCAAGCCUUGCAUGUAGGCUGCUGGGGGAACAACCAGACGCCAGCCUUUUCCCAUGAGUGGGAGAGAACAAGAAGUGAGCCCUCCCUGCAAAUCAGCACCAUGUGUGGGCCAGUGCAGGGAGAACCAGAUGUCAGCCCCUUCUGGCUUGUGGGCUGGGAAAUGAGUCAACACCCACCCCACCCCCAUCACCAUAAGCGACCAGUUGAUCUGGAGAAACACGAGCUGCAAUGAUAACUAUUGAGGUAAAAUAGAAUUUAGUGCUUGUGGUGUUUGAUGUUUCACUGAAUUUGCAGGUCUAGAACCAAUAGUCUUACCAUCUGUUCAGAGGAUGACAAUACAUAAUGUAGCCUCUAUGAGGAAUCACCUUCUGAAGGUGGUGGCCAUUGUUCAUUCCCUAUUACCUUGUUUUGAAGUUUUAUAUCAUUUUCAUUAUUUUGUUGGGUUGGGUUUUGUUCUGUUUUGUUUUGUUUGAUUUUAUUAUGUCUAAUGGCAAGGGCAGCUAUUUCAAAGAUAACAAGAUAUAUUAUGGUAGCCAUUUUAGAUUUACUAUUUUCUUAUUUUGAAGUCCUUUAUUACAUUCAUUACAUUGUUUUUAUUGGUUCGAUUCUGUUGUGUUGAUUUUUACUGUGUCUGAAGAUACCUGCAGCUAUUUUGAAGACAACAGGAGGCAUUAUGGUAACCAUUGUUGAUUUCCUAUUGUUUUGAAGUCCUGUGUCACACAGGACUGUUUGGUUUUGAUUGGCUUUAUUCUGUUUUACUUUUCUUGGUUUUAGUCUCUUUAAAAUUAAAAAAAAAUAAAAAAAAAAAAAAAGCACCAAGAGUCCUUAACAGUUUCUUUCUGCCCUUUUUAUACUCUAUUGAGGCUACUGGGAUUAGGAUCCUUCCAAAUCAAUCAAUGGACUGAUUUAAUCAUCAGUCCCCCUAGGCCCAGAUCAUACACUGUAGAUUCAGCCACCUUGGGAAAAGCCCUAUCUAAGACUGCAUGAGCCUUUGGAAAGACAUGUAGACACAAAUCAUAACUUGGAGGCAGUCUUUUACAUCUGCUGUAUUGGUCAUAUUUGAACACUAAGACAUCCAUUAUUAAUAAAGUUUAGCUAACACUGACACAGCAUCUUCUCUUGGUGAUACUUUCAGAUGGCUCUAGGGGUUCUGGGUCCUGCUGUUCUCAGCCUAGCACAGUCUCUCUUUGGUUCUAAACAGUAUGACAGGGCAAUGCUGUGGGUGCUGUGAUUUGGAUCUCAGAUGGCCCCAAAAGGCCCAUGUAUUAAGGGCUUGGUGCCCAGCUUGACAUGACAAGGAGGUGGUGGGCUGUUACGACUUGUGCCUCAAUGUCCCCCCAGAGCCUCAUGCAGUCAUAGAGGUGCUUUUUAGAGGUGACUGGAUCUAGAGUAUGUGAUGCCAGAAUGUAUGAUUACUAAAUCAGCCCACUGAUUGUUUUGGCAUAGUUCUGGCUACGGUUAGGAUGUGAGUGGUACACCUGGCCUAGGGAAGUUAGCCUCAAUAAAACAUAAGGGACAGAAAGAAGGCUAACAUGCUCUUGCCUACAUGCUUGCCAUGGACGGUUUCUCCUCUCCACUGCCACCCUGCCUAGGAGCCAGCCAACUAUGGAUUGAAACUGCCGUGUGCUGUGAGCCAAAAUAAACCUUGGUUCCUUUAACUUGUGGGUAUCAGGUAUUUUGUUCCAGCGAUAAGAAAGUAACCAAGACACCUAGCAUGUGUGAGGACCUGGGGUCAAUCCCUAGAGCUGCCAAUAAAUAAGUAAAUAAGAUGACUUUCUAUUUCAAAAUAGAAAAGUUGAAUGGUAAUGACUUAGGAAAUUGUGAAAAUUGUUCAGCCAAUUUUAUUGUGUAUGAUGGUGUGGGCAGCUAUUCUGAAAAAAGUGAGACACAUGGUAGCCAUUGUUGAUUUCCUGUUGUCUUGUUUUGAAGUCUUGUAUUGCUUGCAUUGUUCUGUUCUGCUUUGCUUUAUUCUGCGUUGUUUUGUUUGGUUGUAUUCUCUUAAAAACAAAAUAAAUUUAAAAAUAAAGUAAUCUAAAGAA
Molecule: messenger RNA, 5782 nt
Organism: Cavia porcellus (domestic guinea pig)
Lineage: Eukaryota; Metazoa; Chordata; Mammalia; Rodentia; Caviidae
Gene: Tmem177
Product: transmembrane protein 177
Exons: 1
Coding region: 1-936 (311 amino acids)
Cellular component (GO): membrane
Source: RefSeq, a predicted model, not a curated record